AAGCCUCUCCUCUCGUGCCUUACAGUCUCACUCAACCAGAGUAGUUGAGCUGAAAGGACCGCGCCCAGCACCUCUAGCACCAUGGGACUCACACACGACCCAACCUUCCAGAAACUGGAGAAAUGGUACCAUGAACAUGCUCUGCACCUUAACAUGAGGAAGAUGUUUGAGGAAGACAAGGAGCGAUUCCACAAAUUCAGCACAACGCUGAAGACAGAUCAUGGAGACAUUCUGAUUGAUUACUCUAAGAAUCUCAUCACUGAGGAUGUCAUGAAGAUGUUGGUCGAACUGGGCAAGUCGAGGGGGAUUGAGGCCGCCAGGGACAAGAUGUUCCAUGGAGACAAGAUCAACUUCACUGAGGGCCGUGCUGUGCUCCACGUGGCUCUAAGGAACCGCUCCAACCAUCCCAUCAUGGUUGACGGACAUGAUGUGAUGCCUGAGGUCAACAAAGUCCUGGAGAAGAUGAAGGCCUUCUGCCACAAAGUUCGCAGUGGCGAGUGGAAGGGCUGGACUGGAAAGUCCAUCACAGACGUUGUCAACGUCGGCAUUGGUGGAUCUGACCUGGGUCCUCUAAUGGUGACUGAGGCUCUGAAGAACUACUCCAAGGGAGGUCCCCGUGUGCAUUUUGUCUCCAACAUUGACGGCACACACAUCGCCAAAACCCUGGCUGAGCUCAAUGCUGAGACCACCCUGUUCAUCGUGGCCUCCAAGACUUUCACCACCCAAGAGACCAUCACCAAUGCAGAGUCUGCCAAGGAAUGGUUCAUUGAGCACGCUAAAGAUAAAUCUGCUGUUGCCAAGCACUUUGUGGCGCUCUCCACUGCCGGCCCCUUAGUGAAGGCCUUUGGCAUUGAUCCUGACAACAUGUUUGGCUUCUGGGAUGUGAGUGCAUGUUGUCAGUGCAUGCAGAAUGUCAUGUGUGUAUUUCAUUGGGGGUAGUACAGUGCUCUUCCU
This is a messenger RNA of Salvelinus fontinalis (brook trout), 954 nucleotides long. Its product is annotated as glucose-6-phosphate isomerase-like. Gene Ontology annotation, biological process: glycolytic process; gluconeogenesis; glucose 6-phosphate metabolic process. Bases 82 to 939 code for a protein of 285 amino acids. Gene Ontology annotation, molecular function: carbohydrate derivative binding; glucose-6-phosphate isomerase activity; monosaccharide binding. Gene Ontology annotation, cellular component: cytosol. NCBI's taxonomy places the organism in Eukaryota, Metazoa, Chordata, Actinopteri, Salmoniformes, Salmonidae. The transcript has 9 exons. The record is from RefSeq and is a predicted model, not a curated record.